AUGGUCGAUAAGCGGGAUGAUGGAAGUGGCGAACGUAAGAUGCGGAUGGUAGCAAACUACCACGCCCUGAACGCUUUGACAAUUGCACCCGAGUUUCCCAUGCCCAGUGUGCAGCCAGUGCUAAAGAUGCUCGGUGGUGCAACUUACUUCUCGACACUAGACCUGGAGGCGGGCUUUCACCAAAUCCGCAUGGCUCGAGAGGAUCGAUGGAAGACCGCCUUCCGCUCGGUGCAGGGACUCGUCGAAUACAAGCUAAUGCCCUUUGGACUCAAAGGGGCGCCCGCGACCUUCCAGGCGAACAUCAACGCUUAUCUGCAGCCGCUACUCGGGAACGGAGUUAUUGCUUACCUUGACGACGUACUCGUUUACAGUGCGACUUUAGAGUCACAUAUUCGGCUCCUGGAACAAGUCUUAGGGAUCUUCUUGAGGCAUCAGUUCUACCCGAAGCUGACGAAAUGCAAAUUUGGACAGCGCGAACUCACUUACCUGGGGUAUAGGAUAGGUGCCGACGGGAUUAGGCCGGCAGCUGACAAAGUGGAGGCGAUAAACAUGUGGCCAGAAGUCCGGACAAAUGAAACACAAGUUAGGCAAUUCUUGGGCACCGUAAACUACUGUUGA
Eimeria mitis is the source of this 618-nucleotide messenger RNA. Its product is annotated as Polyprotein, related. The transcript has a single exon. Bases 1 to 618 code for a protein of 205 amino acids. The record is from RefSeq and is a predicted model, not a curated record. Lineage: Eukaryota; Apicomplexa; Conoidasida; Eucoccidiorida; Eimeriidae.